This is a messenger RNA of Aplysia californica (California sea hare), 1449 nucleotides long. RefSeq lists its product as uncharacterized. NCBI's taxonomy places the organism in Eukaryota, Metazoa, Mollusca, Gastropoda, Aplysiida, Aplysiidae. Bases 74 to 475 code for a protein of 133 amino acids. The transcript has 4 exons. The record is from RefSeq and is a predicted model, not a curated record.
UUUUUAGGCUGCAGGUCAAAUACCGGACGGAUAUAGUUUGGUACCUGCUUUUUAAGUUGCAACUGUAUCCAUCAUGUCCCGUGACUUGAACAUGGAGCAAAUCCCACCUCGUCCGCCCCCGCCUCCUCCUCCGCCUAAAGUGGCGACUCCACCGCAACAGCUGCCGCAUCCGAACGCCUUCAAAGUCGUCCUGGAAGAUCAGCUGUCGUGCCAGGAAUGUACGCCAUUCUACUUGGCUCCUCCUGGCGUGGACCCCUACUUUUUCCACGCGCAUCUGAUACUCAACCAGCCUGACCCGCCGAAACAUGAGCGUUUCUCGGACCUUGUCCACCUGGAGCCGCUGAUCAACUACGGCCUGGUUACUUCUCAGAACUACGGCACUCUGGAGGUCAUGCUGAAGGCUAUCCAGCAUGCGCUGGCCAAGCGCCGAUACCACCACACCAGACCGUUUGACCCCUUUCAGACUGGGUCCUGAGCACGUCCGUUCAAGCCACUGCGUUGCUGUGUAGCCCUGACACCCCUUUUAGUGUGACAAUUCCUCUAUCCCUGCCUUCAUCACACACCCGCCCCACUUUUAACCCCAAGGGUCUUGCUCCAAUAGCAAGAGCUCGGGCUUGUCCAUUACGGAUUCCAGAAGCAGGAAUUUUUUUUUCGGCUCUGUGGGGAAAAUUAAGGGAGGGGCUGGGGAAUGUUUAUGAUGAAGUCCGUGAACGUACUUAAUUAAUUUAUUAAAUUUGUAUUCUAUUUUAAUUUCAAAGGAACAUGACAAUGUGACAUGCAUGGCUUGCAUAUAGGCAAGCACGAUCUAUUUAGGGACCAAGACGACUGUUCUAAAAAUGACAUCUUGACAAGACGUUACUCUGUAGAGAAUAUUCUAUGGUGCGGUAAUCUUAGCGGGAUUUAGUUGUUUUUUUUUAAAGUUUGUUCUUUAGAAAGGGGGGGAGGUGGGUGUUAGGCACUUUUUUUUUUUUCCUUUUCAGGACGCCACUCGACCAUUUGACAAUACUGAUUCUUUUUAAUGACGAUACUGAGGACCAAUUUUAAUGACGUUACAGGGGAUUUUUUAUAAUGUAGCUUUUGGGUACAACUGGUGACCUGAAUGACGACUCUACUGCCAAUUCUUGUGACUCGACACGACUGCUAGGUAUAGUUUUCUUUUGGCCCGAUGCUACUUAACGGCGAUUUUGGGCCCGAUGCUACUUAACGGCGUUUUUGGGCGUUUAUUUUUUUUUUUGGCUGGAUGCUACUUAACGGCUUUUUUUGGAUUUUUUUUUUCUGCUCCAUGCUACUUAAUGGCUAUUCCAUGACUUCUUUUGACAUGUCCCUAAUUGGGAACAGGCUUCAGAGUAUCGCAGAUUGGAUGGAGACCGACCUCACCUGUCACUGCCAGAGUCCACUCAUUGGACUCCAUUGUGCAAUCAGUCGGUCAAUAGAAAACAAACUGAUCAA